AUGGACGAUGAAAAGGAAGGUCUAUUGGCCAAGGAUAAAACAUAUGAAAAGGAAGUUCCUUUGGUUAAAGAGAAAUCAUAUACGGAAUGUAUGAGUACACGAAUGAAAGUGAUGAUGUAUGCAUUAAUUUACAACUGUGCGAUUACUGUGACCACAACAAUCGAACCACAAUUUACAUAUUCAUACAUUAAACAUCAUAAUUCUUUUAAUGACACCAGUGAUGAAACACAGAAUAAUUCUACUCAAAACUUUAAGACGUGUGAAGCCAAUUCAACAUCAUCAGACGAUCAACUACAACAAUUAGCAUCCGACUGGUCAUGGUACAUGCAAAUAGCUGAAGCGGGAGUUUCAUUUCCAAUUGUAAUGUUUUCAGGACCAAUCGCUGAUAAAAUUGGACGAAAACCUGUUUUGAUGUGGAAUUUAGUUAUAACACUCGUUUCAUUUAUUCUUAAAACAGUAAUUGUGUAUAGAAACAUGAAUUUAUAUUAUUAUACUAUUGCAUGCGGAAUAUUAGGGCUUGCAGGAUCGUUUUAUACAUAUCAAAUAACAAACUUCGCUAUUCUUGCAGAUGUAACCUCAGAGGGUAAAGAUAGAUCUUUAAUGAUGACUGUAUACGAUGCUUUAUCUGCUGUUGGUUCUGUUAGCUUUCAAAUAGGCACUGGGUACUUAAUACAACUAAUAGGCUUUACAGAUCCAUAUAUAAUAACUUCAGGCAUGUUUCUGUUUCUUUGUGUUUUAGUACAGAUAACACUAACCGAUUCUUGGAAACCACCAGACAAGAAAACUAAGAUGAAAUGGCUUACUAUUCCUUUCGAGUUAUUUUCAUUCUGCUUUAAGCCUGAAAAUAUGAGUAAACUAGUUAAUAUAACCAAAUUCAUCAUUUAUUUCUUGGCGUAUUGCCUUUUUUAUUUUCCACAUUGUGUGGUUAGUGCAAUAAGAACUAUAUUUCAGUUGGGAACCCCGUUUUGUUGGACAUCUGAACAUAUUGGAUGGUACGGAGCAGGAUCUGACUUUGCCAUGUUUAUAGGUGGAACACUCAUGCUAAAGACAUUUCAUUCUUGUUGCGUCGGGUUGUCCGACCGAGUGAUCGCAGUCUUUGGAAUUAUAUCCUGCAUGGCAACGUAUAUUGUGUAUGGGCUAUCGAAAAACCAAUGGAUAUUAUACGGGGCAAUAGGGACAGGAAUUAUUCGAGUUCUGCCAGUGUCUUUAAUUAGAGCACUUUUGUCCGAGAUGGUGCACAAAGACAAGCAAGGAGUACUGUAUUCAUCUAUUCAUGUGAUGGAAACAUUACUGAGAAUAGGAGGAGCCACACUGUUCAACAACAUCUAUCACCAUACUCUGUCAUUAUAUAAUGGAUUUGUAUUCUUCACUAUGGCGGGCUUUGUCUUUGUUGCCUUCAUUUUAAUGAUGUAUGCGGUGUGCUUAAAAACGACCAAGAAAACCAAUGAACUCAUAAUCGAAAAACCAGCUAUCCAAGACGUGGACGGUAUUGAAAAACCAGCCAUCCAAGACGUGGACGGUAGAAAAUCAAACGUCUAAAACUGUUAUAAAAAAAGACAUGAACAAAGUAUACAGAUCUUAUUCUUUUAAAGAGAUAUAAAUAAGAUGGUCAUGAAAUUGCACUUCUUCUCGAAUUUUUACAAUUGAAAUUCAUUGCGUGAUCUGCAACAAUAAUAACAAAUUGAGUCUAAUGUAUGUGAGAAAUAUUGUCAUCAUUAUCCGACUUCUCAUUAAUUGUCAUUAGUUAAUGUUACUAUGUGACUUCCUCUUUAUUAAUAUAUUAUAGGGUACUAACACUAUUAUUAUGUAUUAAAGCAAUGUAUAAAUGAGAAAGCAAAUUACUUGUAGAACUAUUGUCAUUGUAUCGUGAACGUAUUGAUAACAAACUUUGCAAUAGGUUUUGGGUGAUGAGUAUUUACUAGAAGCAGGUCUGGUUAUCUGAAUGAAUUUUGAAAGAAAAUGUUCCAAUAUAUUCAUAGCCGGACCAUCUAAUAUGCAACAUCUUCUAAUUCUUAUAUUUGGAAGU
Mytilus trossulus (common blue mussel) is the source of this 2026-nucleotide messenger RNA. Its product is annotated as proton-coupled folate transporter-like. Gene Ontology annotation, biological process: transmembrane transport. The record is from RefSeq and is a predicted model, not a curated record. The transcript is spliced from 4 exons. Lineage: Eukaryota; Metazoa; Mollusca; Bivalvia; Mytilida; Mytilidae. Gene Ontology annotation, molecular function: transmembrane transporter activity. Gene Ontology annotation, cellular component: membrane. Bases 1 to 1539 code for a protein of 512 amino acids.